AUAGCACAUAAGCAAAGUCACCAGCGAAAGCACAUAAACUGUGCAAGGUUAAUCUUAAGCCCUGUGUCUGUGAAGUUUUAUAAAAUCCUCGCAAAAAAAAUGAAUGUGACAAUUUACCCAGACCAACUUUACACUUCAAAGACCUAACUCUGAGAUUUAAUUUAGUAUUUUUAUCAACUCAAUAGCGAAUGAAGCCGAAAUACGGAGUCAGAGACAGAGAUGCACGGUCUAUAACGGUAUUUCCGACAAUAUUUUCAUUAUGUGGGACACACAUCAAUUUUCAUUAUUUGCAGCAGCAGUGACACCGCAGCCGUUAUCCUAAAUCAGGUCACAAUGUCUUUGAUAGGGAAGUUUGUGAGAAAGCAUCUAGACUUACUGGACAUAGAAAGACAGGCAGAGAUCGAGCAGACAAGUGAUCUACUUGGUAAGCUCUCUGUACGUGAGCUUGAAAGACGAGGAGUCUGCCUUCUGAAACUCAGAUGUGCCAGUCAAGCUACAGGACUCUAUGGAAGGACAGUCUUGACCUUUGAACCCCUGAGGUCACAAGGUCAAGAUGGGAAACUUCCAGCUCAUAACUUUGGACCAGGUGAUAUAGCAGGAGUGAGCUUCUCCAACAGUGACACCACGUCUGCAUCUCUGCUAGCUUCAGGAAUUGUGUCAAAGGUCACUGGCUCCAGUGUCGCUGUCGCAUUUGAAGAGAACGUGGAGGGGAUAUCACGCGGUCAUGACGACACAUUCAAACUCACCAAGCUUGCGAACGAUAUCACAUAUAGGAGACUUAAAAAAGCUCUUCAUGAAUUAGAGGAGUACCGUACUGGACCUGCUGUUCGAUUGAUUGAAGUCUUGUUUGGAGAGAGUGACCUAGGCUCACCAAUCAGGCUUCCAGCUAUUAAUGAUCAUGAAUCUGGGAGUGUGGAAUUCUUUAACGGCAAUCUGAAUGAUAGCCAAAGAGAUGCCGUGACCUUUGCCCUGUGUCAGCGAGAGGUCGCUGUGAUUCAUGGCCCACCCGGUACAGGCAAGACCACCACAGUGGUUGAAGUUAUCCAACAAGCAGUGAAGCAAAAUAUGAAGAUUCUUGCCUGUGCUCCAUCUAACGUUGCAGCCGACAACCUCUUAGAACGCUUGUCCUCAAAUCCUUCAUGCUCUAUGGUCCGUCUUGGUCAUCCUGCUCGGUUACUUCCAAGCAUUCAGAGGUUCUCAUUAGAUGCAAUCCUUGCUUCCAGUGAUGGAGCAGCUAUCGUCAGAGACAUCCGGAAAGAACUAGACACUACUCUGAGUCAAAUCCGUAAGACAAAAGACAAAGACGAGAAGCAUCGUUUGAAAGACGAGAUGAAAUAUCUUCGACAGGAUUUAAAAUCCAGAGAGCAGAAAGCCAUCCAAGAUAUCCUGAUGGCUGCUGAUAUCGUCUUGGCAACCAACACCAGUGCUUCCACCAAAGGACCCCUGAGGGCGCUACAACAGGGACAUUUUGACUUGGUUGUCAUCGAUGAAUGCGCUCAGUCUCUUGAAGCAGCAUGUUGGAUCCCCCUUCUUAAUGCACCAAAAUGCCUUCUUGCUGGUGAUCAUUUACAGCUACCUGCCACCAUUAUGUCGAAACAAGCUGCAGAAGAUGGGCUCGCAACCUCCCUGAUGGAACGCAUCAUAAGUCUCCAUGGCAACAGAGUAGUGCGGAUGUUGACCACUCAGUACAGGAUGAAUGAUGACAUCAUGAAAUGGUCGUCUGAUCAGUUGUACGAUGGAAAACUAGAAUCACAUCAAUCUGUGGCUUACCACCUUCUCAAAGACAUGCCAUCUAUCGUUGAGAAUGAGAAUACCUGUAUACCACUGCUUCUGAUUGAUACAGCUGGAUGUGAUGUACUUGAACUUGAGCUAGAAGAUGAAGUAUCAAAAGGCAAUGAAGGAGAAGCAGACAUUGUAAGUCACCAUGUAAGCAACCUCAUCACCAGCGGCUUGUCCCCGUCACAGAUUGCUGUCAUUGCGCCUUACAACCUGCAAGUAGACCUCCUGCGGCUGAGGUUGUCAUCAAAGUAUCCUACCCUUGAGAUCAAGUCUGUGGAUGGGUUCCAGGGUCGUGAGAAAGAAGCAGUCAUCAUCUCAAUGGUCCGAUCCAAUGACAGAGGUGAGGUUGGAUUCCUGACAGAGGAUCGUCGUAUCAACGUCGCCAUUACCCGAGCGCGACGCCAUCUUGCAGUCGUCUGUGAUUCUCAGACCGUUGGAAAGCAUCCAUUCUUAAAGAGUCUCAUAGAUUACUUCAACGACCAUGGGGAAGUGCGUACGGCUUUCGAGUAUGAUGAAGUUCUUGCUUCUUCCUCUGACGUUCCAAGACCAGAUCACCUAGUCUUCAAAUCAAAGACUACUAGUAGCACCCACAAGAGUACCAAGGCAUCGGGAACAGUACCUAAGGGACAGAGGAAAGGUCAACUUAAGAAGCCAGAGGUUAAAGGUCAUAGUUCACCCACUGACCCUGUGCAAAGGAGUAAGGAAGAUGCUACCUUCCUGAAUGAAACCAAGAGAAGAUUGUUAGAGUUCAAGAAAGAACCAGAGGAGAGGCUUCUUGAGUUUCCUCCUUCGCUCAAUUCCCACCAGAGAUAUCUUGUCCAUGAGCUUGCAGAAGGCUAUGGACUGUACCACUUGAGUACGGGUGAGGGGAAAGAGAGACGAAUCGUUGUUAGAAAAGAAAGGAAUGAGACACCUCAGGUUGAAAGGACAUUAGAAGAAAGAAACGCCCUUGUCACCAGGAAUGAUGAUUCCAACCUGUCUGUUGAGGAACUGGUGGAGGACUUUGAAACGGAGAAUAAAAUGGAGCUUUUAUCUGAUGGGGAGGAGGAAGCCGAAGAAGAAGCAACAGAAGAGGACGGUGCCAUAGCUGGUAACCUAGAAAAGUCAGAGUUGGAGCAGACCAAAGAGAAAGAGGGAGAGGUUAAGACCCGUGAUGCAGAGCCUGCUUCGGUGAAUCUUUUGAAAUGUAAAUUUUGUGGGAAGCGUUUACCACCGGGAAACCGGCUCCUGCAUGAGAUCCACUGUGAGAAGACGCAAGCCGAGAAGAAACGACAGAACUCGGCUGGGUUGAAUAAAAAGCAUCGGAAUAAAGCUCAGAAACAGAAGCAGAAGCAGAAUCUAGAGGAUGCCUCUGCAGAAGACUUUGAUACGCUUGUCGCCAUGGCAAUGAAGCGCGAUAAUGAGUGUAACUAUAAGCGAUGCCGAGAGAAGAUUACAAUUACUGGGUUGAUGUGCGAGUUCUGUACGAGACGGUAUUGCUUUAAGCAUCACAUACCGGAAAUACACGGAUGCGAGGAGAUAGCACGCCACCAUGUGCGGCAUCAGAUGUUGAAGGCAAAGGUCGUAACCAACGGCAGCGGGGUCAAGGAGAAAAAGGUUGACCCUGCACAUAGGGCUAAUCUUCAAAAGAAACUAGGCACUAAACUUGGGCAGCUUGGUGAACAAAGGCAACGCAAACAGAAACCAAAAUAACAUUAUUUUUUGUGAAUCACAAAAUGGUGCUAAUAGAAGCUCGUACUUUUGGCACUUAACCCUAAAGGACUGGGGGGAGCAUGAUGGCUCCCCCUCGACGCUUCGCGCAAUAUUUCAGAAAUGCAAAAAGUUAGGGCCCAUAAUUUUAUAACUUUUUUCUUUGAAGUCUCGCGCAACUUUUGAGACCAAAUUCGCGACAUACGGGUAUAGCAUUGUGACGUCACGUGACUUUUUACAAGACAAUGUCAUGCCGAAAAUGGCUAAUUUUUAUACUUUGUGUACAAAGUCUAUGGGAGAUGAAAUUCAUAAAAGGGUGAUUAUUUUUCGUUCUAAUCGGUCUGCUUAAUUAAUUUAGGGUUUAAUUUAGUUGUUAAAUGGUCUGUUAUAAUUUCCAUUGAAAAAAAACAGGGAAAAACAAAGAUGAAAAAACAAGGAAAAACAUAAGAAAUUCAAUAAACAAAAAAUACAUAAGGAAAAAAUUGGCUUUUGCAAUUUUUCUUUGUGGAAACCUUUAAUUUAGAUUACAAAGAUAAGAUCUGCAAAAAGAGAAGAAAAUUUGAAGUGAAAUUGGAUGUUAAAUAUAUACAAAUAAUGUUUUUCAUUGAUAAAUUUGCAUAUUUUAUUCAUAACAUUAUUACUUUCAGAAUAUUUUUUUAUACUAUCUUGUAUUUUAGUGGUAAGGAAUGUGCAUGCCAAAUUUCGGCACGAUCGCGUGAACGGCAGCCGAGAUCAGAAGGGGGGCCAUCAUGGCCCCCCCCCCCCCCAGUCCUCAAUAGAUCUCAAAUAGCCCAGUCCUUUUAGGGUUAAGAGGGCCAUUUGUAAAAGGCAAUAAUUUCCUCAUUCUGAAGUGAAGUGAGGUAAAAUGGAGGACUGAUAGCUAAUUUAUUCCUUGAAAUACAGAGCGUGUAACAGCCUCAGUGUUGUUUAGGAUACGCACAUGCGUGUGUUCCCUCUUUCAAGAACCACUCAUCUCAGAACUUCAAAAUGUCUGAUCCCCCUUUCGCAGACGUAUUGUGGGCUUUACCCCUUUGUACACCCCUCUCCCCCUUAGAUCCCCUUAGUCAUGGCUGGAACCCGUGAUGACCCUCUAGUUCAUAGUCUUGAGACCAAUCCACUGGGCCACAACGCUCCAUUAUUAAGUUUGCUUUUAGAAUACCAGCCUAUGUGCAAUCAUGUAUUAAAUCUAAGGCAUCUAGUGGUAGCAAUGAGUUCAUUUUUCAAAAGGUGACAUUUUUAUGUUACAACCCAAAUAGGAACAAUUAAAAAGGACAUGAAAAUAAUAUAUCCAUGGCAAAGUUAGCUGUAGUUUAAGCUUGCCAUAUAAUUUCUUACAAUUCAUCUUGUAUUGAAGUAAACAAAACAAAAAAUGAAUAUUGAAUAUAGUAACCUCGUAAUGAACAAGUGCAAUGUUUUGUUUGAAGGUUUUGUGUAAAAACGUGUAAGAGGUUCAAAACCACAUAGGACAUAAUAUCUUCGAAGUGAGACAUAUUUGAUUUAUAGAUAAUGUGGAAUAAAAUAUCGACAUAUUUUGAAAGUA
Molecule: messenger RNA, 5008 nt
Organism: Lytechinus pictus (painted urchin)
Lineage: Eukaryota; Metazoa; Echinodermata; Echinoidea; Temnopleuroida; Toxopneustidae
Product: DNA-binding protein SMUBP-2-like
Exons: 16
Coding region: 334-3471 (1045 amino acids)
Cellular component (GO): nucleus; cytoplasm
Molecular function (GO): zinc ion binding; DNA binding; ATP binding
Source: RefSeq, a predicted model, not a curated record